AUGGAAAACAAAGUGUUGGAGUCAUUGGAGUCAACAUUCGUUAUAAUUCUCGACAAAAUCUCAAUCGACACGUCAAACAAGGGUUUACUGGACGUGAGGGACAGACUCAAGAAGAUCUUCAGUUAUAAUGUCGGACACGGGAAGGGUAUCCGAGCCCUGUUUGUGGUGAAGACAUUCAUACUAUUAGCCAAACACAAUGGCAUUGAGACCACCAAAGAGGACAUAGAAUUGGCACAAAUUCUUGGGGCAAGCGUUGAGAUAAUGCAUGCGUUUGCACUCAUUUGUGAUGACAUCAUGGAUGAGUCCAGCACCAGACGGGGUCGACCAUGCUGGUAUAAGCAGGAUGAUGUUGGCCUUCAAGCCCUAAACGAUGGCAUAAUUCUGAUGAAUGAGUCCUUCCAUACAUUAAAGCUGUUCCUCGGACACAAGAAGUCGUAUCCGAUUAUUAUGGAGACAGUCCACGAGAUGAUGAGGUAUACCACAUAUGGACAGCACAUGGAUAUGGCCUCCAAUUCCAACAACACUGGCCCACGAUUUGACUUAUUCACGAAAAGCCGAUACGAGACAAUCGUUAAGUAUAAGACCUCUUACUAUACGUUUGUACUGCCCGUCCGAUUAGCCAUGUAUUUGUUUGGAAUGAAGUCCAAGUCGGCGCACCGGCAGGCAGAGGAACUCCUACUAAAAAUCGGAUACUUGUUUCAAAUGCAGGACGACUUUAUCGACUGUUUCGGUGACCCCAUAGUGACCGGCAAACAGGGCUCAGACAUCGCGGACGGCAAGUGCUGUUGGCCUGUCGUACGGGCACUGGAACUGUGCGAUGAGAGCCAACGGCGCCAUUUGGUGGCCAACUAUGGCAUCAAAUGCGAGCAAAACGUAUAUAAAUGCAAAGAAAUCUAUCGACAACUGAAUCUUAAGGAUGUAUACCUCAAAGAGGAGCUCACUAUUUAUGAGGAGAUCUGCGGUGAUCUCCAGAACCUCAAGAAUGGCAACAAAAUAAGUAAAGAAAUAUUUGAAUUUAUUUUAGAAAAAGUCUAUAAACGGAAGUAUUGA
Molecule: messenger RNA, 1050 nt
Organism: Oppiella nova
Lineage: Eukaryota; Metazoa; Arthropoda; Arachnida; Sarcoptiformes; Oppiidae
Source: the annotation of a GenBank genome assembly